AUGGUGAGCACCCUCGAUCCAGUGGUCGACAAGACCCAGAUCAGCUUCAACAAUCCGUAUUAUCAUAUAUGUAUGGCCGGCACCUUCACCCGCCAGUGCCAUCCGCAGUAUCUCUCAUAUGAGGCACAUGCCAAUAUCUCACACCCGGGUGCGCUGGAUGGCAUACAAAUUCACACAGAUGAGAUCGACGAAGUUCUAAGUCAUAUGGACUCCAACAGACUCACCGUCGCUGUCAUUAUGGACAGUAUGGACUGGUUUGACCCAAACGGUGUCGCCGCCGCAACCCAGAUUACCAAACUGAACCGUACACUGAAGAUGGGUGGCCGUGUACUACUUCGCUCUUCGGCACUGCGCCCCUGGUACGUCGACAUUUUCGAAGCCCAUGGCUUUUCCUCCAAGUGCAUGGGCUACAGAACAGAUGGCGCAUGCAUUGAUCGAGUCAAUAUGUAUGCAUCAUGCUGGCUCUGCACUAAGAUGGAGAAUCUACCCCUGUUGACGCCCGAGCCCGAGAUGGAAUGCAUGGAUGUCCCCGAUAUCAACCGUUUCUCUCUAUAG
Molecule: messenger RNA, 555 nt
Organism: Penicillium arizonense
Lineage: Eukaryota; Fungi; Ascomycota; Eurotiomycetes; Eurotiales; Aspergillaceae
Exons: 1
Coding region: 1-555 (184 amino acids)
Source: RefSeq, a predicted model, not a curated record